AUGUGCCUGGCCACCACGUGCCGAGCCAUGCGCGACCGCCUUCUGAACAACUGCCUGGUGGCCCUCUGCCUGCGGCUGUCCUGCCGAAAUCGGCUGCCCUCCGGCGGACCGCCGCCGAUUACGGCCCGGCACCAGGCGGACAGCCUGAAAAAGGAGGGCAUUGAGCCAGUCGUCUUCGCCGGCUUUCAGGACACCGUUCAAACCAGGCAGAUUGCCAGUGACUAUGAUGUGAUCAUCCACACCGCGGAUUCGUUCGCGUCUGACGCUUGCAAGGCCAUGAUUCAGGGUCUUGCCGACCGCCAGCAAAAAACCGGCAAGGAGACCCAUUUCAUUCAUACGUCAGGAACGUCGAGCCUUGGAGACCGCCCGGUCACAGGGCAGUACCUGGAACCGCGCACCUUCUCGGACAAGAACGACAUCUACAGCUACGAGUGCGAAAGAGAGGCCAGGGAAUCCUACAUCCAGCGCAAAACCGACGUCGCGGUUUUCGAGACGGGCGUGGAACUCGGUGUAAAGACCUACAUCGUCAUGCCCCCGUCAAUCUUCGGCAUCGGCAGGGGACUGUUCAACAAACUGUCCAUCCAGGCGCCCACAAUCCUCCGUUCGGCCAUAAAGGCCGGCCAGGCGGAGGUCAUUGGAGAUGGAAAGGCCCAGUGGGAUCACGUUCACAUCGCUGACUUGGUGCUGCUCUAUGAGCUCAUCUUGUCCAAGCUGCUCAAGCUGGCGCACGGCAAGCAGGGCAUCUUCUUUGCCGAGACCGGCCAUCACACGUAG
This is a messenger RNA of Acanthamoeba castellanii str. Neff, 774 nucleotides long. Its product is annotated as NAD dependent epimerase/dehydratase family protein. The transcript is spliced from 4 exons. The coding region runs from base 1 to 774 and encodes 257 amino acids. The record is from RefSeq and is a predicted model, not a curated record. NCBI's taxonomy places the organism in Eukaryota, Discosea, Longamoebia, Acanthamoebidae.